Molecule: messenger RNA, 2057 nt
Organism: Megalopta genalis
Lineage: Eukaryota; Metazoa; Arthropoda; Insecta; Hymenoptera; Halictidae
Source: RefSeq, a predicted model, not a curated record
AUGGACUGUCCCGGACCGGCGAGAAGAACUUCAACGAGACUUACUUUCUGGAAAGAGUGGACCGGUUGCAGUCCACGAUCAUUCGCAUAAUUUCGGAGGGGCCGAGGUCGCCGAAGGUCCCUAUGUGGUGGACCUCGUUCAAGGAGGGCACCUUCAACGACUUCCUGACUCACUACAGAAAAGAGGACACCAGAGCGCUCGCUCAUUCCGCGGUGAAGAAGCUCGCGAAGAUCGGCUUGGAUAUCCUGAAUUCCGACGCGAGUUCCAAGAAGGACUGUUCCUGGUGCUUCUCGAUGUCCCUGAUCGACGUGCUGAAUUCCCAGCUGGAGAACCACCGGCUCUACUCGGAACUAUCCUGCCAGCUGAGCCGAUUGAACGUAUCGGAGAUUCAUGAGCUCGUGCUGCGCGAUUUCCAUUGGGACGAGACCACCCACAAGAUCAAGCAUUUCCGGACCCUGUACGCGGACAAGACGAAGGAGGAGUGGAUGGCGGCGCUGGAGAAGAUGCUGCACCACGUGGUGGACAUCGCGAUGGACUUCCAGAACGAGACGUACAGCGACAGGAUCGGCGAGUGCUACCGCAAGUUCUUCGGGUCUCCGCCGUUGUCCAGACCGGGGCUGUACGUGUCGGUGAUGCUGGGCAUCGUGGAGAACCUGCGGCAGAACGUGUUCAUCCUGGACACGGCCAGGUACCACAGGAACAUCGACUCGCUGAGCAGAAUGGCGGCCAAGUACGUCCCGAUUUGGAAGAACCUGAGCGACGUGGCGCUGCCGAAGUUCGCGCACGAGGUCGAGGCGUUCCUGCCCGGCGCGACGAUCAACGUGAACGCGAUCAUGAACGACAGGGAGGGCUCCCUGUGCGCCACGAAGCCGGAGUGCCGGAACGUGACGCUUCUGGCGAAGCGUUUGGGCUCGAAGAGCGCCGAGAAGCUGUUCCGGUACGAUCCAAAGGCGGCCGACUAUCCCAGCACGUGGCACAUCGCCGAUCGGCUGUCCUGGACCCUCGACGUGGACCGCAUAGAUCGCGAGUUGAAGGGCUGGAGGAUGGACGCGUCCUUGGACCUGACUUGGCUCAGGGAGAUCUUGAGACACUUGUACACGGUUCUAGCGGAGAGCGGCGACCUCCUCGACGUCGCCAGCAAGAUAGACUUCGAGGACAUCUCGAACGUCCUCGGAGUGCCGGACGUCGUCGACGGGGUGCUGAAUAUCUUGAGGGAGAAGACCGUGGACAAGCUGUUCAACGGAGUGAAAGAGGUAGUGGAGGACGUGAAGCCGUUCGUCAAGGAGCCGGAGAUCCUCGACGACAUCUACGAGAUGGUCUCCGCCCUGGAGUCGAUGGACAUCUUCAAGAACCUCGGCCUUCUGAACAUGAAAUACGUGGUCAGGGACAUGUUCGACGAUUGGGACCUGGUGAACUCGUAUCUGACCGAUAAGAUCCAUAUAUCGAACAACGUUCUGGCGAUGCUGAGCGAGGCGAAGAUCGACAUGAUCUCCGUGUUCAUGAAGGAACGGAAGGCUCUCAGCAUGAAGGAGAUCAUCUGCUCGCCGAAGAAGCUCGGCGAGAUGCUGAGCUUCAACGAGAGGGUCACCGCGACGGAGGUCAGUGCUGCCAUUUGCCAGCUGGACGACGCCCAGACGCAGAACGUCACGAUUGCCAUGAUCAAGAACAUGAACUUCGAUUAUAUUUUCAAAACGUUGAUGAGCGCCAACGUGAAGAACAUCCUGUCGAAUGCGAACCUGACGGAGGCCGAAGGGAAAAUGGUGUUGGCGAACCUUGGCGUAGCAGCGGAACUGAUGCCCUUCUUCAAGGAGAAGUUAGCCUCCGGCGUGCCGACGGCGGAGCCCUUGAAGUCGAGCCUGCAGACAGAAGAAGAGGAUCAGCCGAUGUCCACUUCCAAGUUCCUCGAGGACUCCAGCAAGAUGCUGUGCGGCCAGGCGAUGGUCUCCGACAACGGUGACCUGUACAAGAUCAUCUCGAGGAUCGAAGACAACAGCAAGCAGUACGACCAGGCGGAACUCGAUUCGUUGCCCAGUACGUAGACCCAGCGAGUUUAUCGG